GUGGGCGGUGGCGGAUGAUAUCAGACCGAUGCUGGCCAAAGCUCUCUCUGCAUGAAAGAGCUCCAAACACCAACACCAUCCUCCCGCCACGUUUGAACUUCAAUCGCUACACAAAUAGGCCCGCGAAUUGCCUCGAGCUUUGGAGUAUUUACUGGCCGCGGGGCUUGUGUUUUUCGAUCCAAGAAUCCCUCUUUUUGAGCUGUGACUUUCGGAAAUUCAUCGCUGGGAACUUCUACAGCAGCCCGCCGCAACCAUGAGUGGCGGAUGGAAUACCAUUGAGUCCGAUGCGGGUGUCUUCACCUCGCUCAUCGAAAACCUCGGUGUCAAAGACGUCCAGUUCGAAGAGCUCCUGACCCUCGACCCCACGGAACUCCUCACCCUCCAGCCCGUCUACGGCGUCAUCUUCCUCUUCAAGUACCCGACCGACCAGCCCUACGCAACGCCCGAUGGCCCUCGCGACGGCUCCUUCGACCACGCCGCCGCGGAGAACAUCUUCUUCGCCGCCCAGACCAUCCAGAACGCCUGCGCCACCCAGGCCCUCCUCAGCGUGCUCCUCAACAAGACGCCCGAUGUCGAGGUCGGCGAGCAGCUGCGCGACUUCCGCGAGUUCACCAUGGUCCUGCCCCCGGAGUUCCGCGGCGAGGCCCUGAGCAACUCCGACCUCAUCCGGGAGGUGCACAACAGCUUCGCCCGCAGCAGCCCCUUCGUCGACGAGACACAAAAGACGGGCGAGGCCGAGGAUGCCUUCCACUUCAUCGCCUACACCCACAUCAACGGCACCUUGUACGAGCUCGACGGCCUGCAGCCCGCGCCCAUCGCCCACGGAUCCUGCGACGCCGACUCCUUUCCCGCGCGCGUCGUCGACGUUCUACAGCGUCGAGUCGCCCGCUACGACACCACCGAGAUCCGCUUCAACCUGCUUGCCAUGUGCCGCGACCUGCGCCAGCGCGCCCGCGAGUUUGGCGAUCCUGACCUGUUGGCCCGCGAAGAGCGCAAGCGCCGCGACUGGCAGUUUGAGAACGCCCUGCGCAAGCACAACUUUGUCGGCUUUGCGGGCGAGGUGCUCAAGGGCGUCGUCAAGGAGCAACUGGCCAAGGGAGGCGAUGCGGCCGUCGACACCUGGGUCAAUGAGAGCCUAGAGCGGAGGAAGGUCGCCGAACAGGCACUGCGCAGAGGAGGAGGAGACGGGGAUGUGGAUAUGGAUGCAUAGACGGGAGCCUUGGGUUGUCAUGAGCAAAUACGGCAUGACGAGGAUGAUGUACUAUCACGAGAUACCUUCUACGGCCAACGACGGCAUAGAUAAAACUCCUUUUUGCUUUCA
Molecule: messenger RNA, 1321 nt
Organism: Ilyonectria robusta
Lineage: Eukaryota; Fungi; Ascomycota; Sordariomycetes; Hypocreales; Nectriaceae
Product: ubiquitin carboxyl-terminal hydrolase 2
Exons: 3
Coding region: 254-1210 (318 amino acids)
Biological process (GO): protein deubiquitination; ubiquitin-dependent protein catabolic process
Cellular component (GO): cytoplasm
Molecular function (GO): cysteine-type deubiquitinase activity
Source: RefSeq, a predicted model, not a curated record